AUGCACCACCCACACUACUGGCGAAACGUGCUGAUCAUCCUGCCCAUCGUGGGAACGGCGAUCGCCUUCGCCUCUACUCUCGCCAUCUGUGUGAAGGUGUCCAUCGUGCUCUGUCGCCGCAUUUUGGGAUCGGUCGACCGAUUCCGCCACUGUGCAUCCGCCGUCAUCGUCCUAGUGACUUUGUGGGGAUUGACCACGGUGGUGGGCAACACCUUCCAGUGCUGGCCGGUGCAGUAUUUUUGGAUCAAGCACAUCCCCGGGCAUUGCAUGGCAGGCCAGGAUACCUUUUUCACCACGAUUGGAGCUGUCCUUAUCUUCAGUGUCUUGCGUGUGAUCGAGCUCAGGCACUAUCAGCCGGAUGAUUUCUCUUGUGAGUGUUUCCACGUCGGCUCUGACAUGGGCGCUAACCUCCUUGUCCUUGGUUCAACCAGCAAUUCGUUUACUCUGUUAUGGACGAUCCUCGAAUUGGACAUGGCCAUCAUCUGCGGCUCGCUGCUACUGCUGAAACCGAGGUAUAAGGUACUGCCCAAGAACGAGGAUAUCCGGGCCAUUACACUGGCUGGGACGGAAGCCAGGUUCCUCGGCUGGGUGGACUGCACCAUCCCGCAGCAUCCGCGAGGGCGUUGUGUUGAGAGCUUUGUCUUCUGUACUAAUACAUAG
Messenger RNA from Penicillium lagena, 660 nucleotides. RefSeq lists its product as uncharacterized. Lineage: Eukaryota; Fungi; Ascomycota; Eurotiomycetes; Eurotiales; Aspergillaceae. The record is from RefSeq and is a predicted model, not a curated record. Bases 1 to 660 code for a protein of 219 amino acids. The transcript has 4 exons.